Messenger RNA from Sceloporus undulatus (fence lizard), 389 nucleotides. Its product is annotated as voltage-gated potassium channel subunit beta-3-like. The record is from RefSeq and is a predicted model, not a curated record. Gene Ontology annotation, cellular component: voltage-gated potassium channel complex. Gene Ontology annotation, biological process: regulation of potassium ion transmembrane transport. NCBI's taxonomy places the organism in Eukaryota, Metazoa, Chordata, Lepidosauria, Squamata, Phrynosomatidae. Gene Ontology annotation, molecular function: transmembrane transporter binding; potassium channel regulator activity. The annotation marks the transcript as partial. The transcript has 4 exons.
GGCUAAAAGGUUCACUGCAGCGGCUUCAGCUGGAUUAUGUCGACAUUGUGUUUGCAAACAGAAUGGACGCCAACAGCCCCAUGGAAGAGAUUGUACGAGCCAUGACUUAUGUGAUCAACCAGGGGAUGGCUAUGUACUGGGGUACCUCUCGGUGGAGCGCAAUGGAGAUCAUGGAAGCGUAUUCAGUGGCAAGGCAAUUCAACCUCAUCCCCCCUGUAUGUGAACAAGCAGAAUAUCACAUGUUCCAGAGGGAAAAGGUGGAGACACAACUCCCGGAGCUCUACCACAAAAUUGGGGUCGGAGCCAUAACCUGGUCUCCUUUAGCGUGUGGACUGAUCACGGGAAAAUAUGAGGACCGAGUCCCUGAAAACUGCCGUGCUUCCAUGAAG